AUGGAGAAGGUGGAGGACAAGGUGGACGAGAUGAUCCAGAGCCGGCCGGGCUUCGGCCGCGCGACGAGAAAAUUCUUCGAGAUGGCCGACAAGGACGGCAGCGGGCGGGUGAGCCAGCGCGAGGCGGCCUCCCAAGUGUCGCUCAUCUUCGACGAGAUCCAGCGCGACCUGGAUGACUUCGGCAUCACGGUGACCAAGCCCAGCGCGGAGGAGGUGAUGGAGUUCAUGCUGUACGCGGACGACGAGGGCGACUGCGACCUGGACUUCGAGGAGUUCGAGGACUUCUACCUGCAGGUGGUGAAGCUCGCGGCCCUGAAGUCAGCCCAAGGGUUCCUCCACAAAUAUGGCUGGAGCAUGGUGGUGGGCAUCUUUGCGGUGCACCUGGCCAAGAAGGCUGUGAGGAGCAUACCCAUCGUGGGCUUCCUUGCAACCCCCUUCAUGGCCCUUGUGCCUUCCGUGCUCACGGGCCCCUUUGUGGGCCUGGCCGCAAGAUAUGGAUUGGACAAGGGUGACCUGCUGGCAGCCAAGAAGAAGCUGUUUCCGUCUAGGGAACAGAGGGCGCGCUUAGAAAGGGACUAA
Messenger RNA from Ostreobium quekettii, 579 nucleotides. The record is from the annotation of a GenBank genome assembly. Lineage: Eukaryota; Viridiplantae; Chlorophyta; Ulvophyceae; Bryopsidales; Ostreobiaceae.